Molecule: messenger RNA, 2137 nt
Organism: Calliphora vicina (urban bluebottle blowfly)
Lineage: Eukaryota; Metazoa; Arthropoda; Insecta; Diptera; Calliphoridae
Product: sodium- and chloride-dependent glycine transporter 2-like
Exons: 10
Coding region: 266-2065 (599 amino acids)
Biological process (GO): sodium ion transmembrane transport
Cellular component (GO): plasma membrane
Molecular function (GO): L-amino acid transmembrane transporter activity
Source: RefSeq, a predicted model, not a curated record
UUCUACUAAUUACAACAAGUAAUUUAAAAUUAAAGCUAAAAAAUAAAAAAUAUUAUUUUUCUUGAAUAAAAAAAAUAAUAUUCACUAGUGUUUUUUCCCCAAGUAUUCAUCUCGUACAUUUUUCAUACAUGCGUACGAAAGAUUGGAUUUAAUUAUUAAAUGUUUUUGUUUUCUUAAUUUUCGUGGUCAUAAUUUUGAAAUUCAAUGUCAAGUUCACACAAAACUAUUUUGUUAAGAUUUCCAUAAAUUUAUUAGUGACUUGAAAAUGGUGUAUGAAACGUCUUAUGAAAGUGGCCGCAGUCCCUUUAUACCAGAUACAAAACGUGGUUAUUGGGCUAAUCCGUAUGAUUUUGUAUAUGCUGGUCUGGGUUUGGCUUUUCGUUUGGAUGUUUUUACAUUGUCAUGGUACUAUUUAAUGCAAUCGAGUGUUAUUUCCUAUGUGCCCGCCUAUUUAAUUAGUUUAUUUAUCUAUAUAAUACCAUUUAUUGUGAUGCAAUCAUUUUUGGGUCAAUUUUCCAGCAGUGGAUACAUCUCAGCAUUUCGAUUAACGCCGCUCUUUAAAGGUAUUGGUUACGUUUCGCUGGCCCUAAAUAUUUGUGUACUUUCCUUUUAUAGUAUUUUUGCCAUGGUACCGCUGGUCUACAUGUUUGCCUCCUUGGAACCAACAUUGCCUUGGGGCUGUGAAGGUUUGAAGAAAUGGACCCAUAUAUUAAUGGAAUGGGAGAAGAUAAAUGUUUGUAAUUUGUAUGUACAAAACGAGACAUACUAUUCGCAUAAGUACUUAUAUGAUGAACAUCAUUUACCCUCAGUGUUGUAUUUUAAAACUCUUUUUAAUGACAUAAAUCUAUUUAAAUACGAAAGUGUUGCAAAGUUCUCCAUGUCGUGGCAAUUAGUUUUAUGUGCCAUUACAGUGUGGACCAUUGCGAUUAUAAUUUUUUAUAAAUUCUUCAAUCCGGAGAGUUUCGGUAAAAUUAUCCGUUACACCGUUUGGAUAUUACUCGGUCUUUUGGUAUUGUUAAUAAUACGCUUCAGCUUUUUACCCGGCUCUGGUGGUGUUUAUGGCAGUUUUUUCACACUUACUUGGUCAGAUAUUACAAAUGGUCUUGCCUCCAUACCUAUUUAUGGACUAACCGCUUUUGGACCCGGCUGGGGUCUCUUCAUAACACUGUCCAGUUUUAAUAAAUUUACAACGAAUAUUAUAAAACAGAGUUGGUUCAUUGGUCUCGGGCAGAUGGUUAUACUUAUUGGUUUGGACUUGUUGGCCAAUUUAACGGAACAAUAUUUUAGUGAAUUAACAAAUUACAAUUACUUUUCGGAUGCGGAAUAUCUUUGGGUUUUAUAUUUAUCGCCAGCUAGUGUAAUGACUCAUAUGGAGUGGCCCAACUUUUGGACAAUAUUAUAUUAUUUUAUGCUAUUUUUGUCUGGCAUGCUUUUAAUUACCACACAACUAUAUACAAUAUUGACCACCAUUUUCGAUGAGUUUGCGGCCUUGAGAGAACGUAAAACAGAAGUCUGCAUGGGUGUUAUAGCCGCCACAGCGGCCAUUUCUUUAUAUUUCACCUCAAAUCAUGGCGUUAUAUAUUUCGUGGUUCUCUUGACCGAUACUUACAUCACACAAACACUUAUUAAUUUAGUACUACUCUUGAUUGUAUUAUGGAUUUAUGGACGUGUACGUUUCCAACGUGACAUAGAAUUUAUGAUAAAUGAGCGUUUUUCCACAUGGAAAAUUAAUAUUCUCAGAUUUGUGGCACCUUUGGGAAUGUUAAUGGCUCUGUUAUUUGGUUUUGUUUCGGCCUUUUACCAACACUUGUCAACCAAUAUAGUAAUUGCAGUUUUCGCUUUAAUCUUUAUUGUUAUUCCAUGGCUCUUAAUACCGAUCUAUGCUGUCUAUGCGAUGCGCCACAGUAUGGGUUCUUUGAAGACACGUUUCCAGCGCAGUUGCACUCCAAACGAUUGGUAUCCUGUUGAACAAGAGGACCGUCAGCAUUAUGAAGAAGCCAUGUGUAAUAUGGAUAUAACUCAUCAACUAAAUGAGAUUACCGACAAUGAUAUAUCGUCAAUAUAAUAAGUUAUGUUUUUUUUGGAAACUUCCAAAUUAUUUUAAACAGUUUGAAUAAAUAAAACAAACCGAAUAGCU